Drosophila sulfurigaster albostrigata is the source of this 1606-nucleotide messenger RNA. It is a transcript of the gene PheRS-m, whose product is annotated as probable phenylalanine--tRNA ligase, mitochondrial. The record is from RefSeq and is a predicted model, not a curated record. Gene Ontology annotation, biological process: phenylalanyl-tRNA aminoacylation. The coding region runs from base 177 to 1553 and encodes 458 amino acids. Gene Ontology annotation, molecular function: tRNA binding; ATP binding; phenylalanine-tRNA ligase activity. The transcript is spliced from 2 exons. Gene Ontology annotation, cellular component: cytoplasm; mitochondrion. Lineage: Eukaryota; Metazoa; Arthropoda; Insecta; Diptera; Drosophilidae.
GCCCUGCUUAAUAACAUCCAAAUCAGUACGUAUCGAUAGAAUUAUAUUGUAGAAUUAUCGACCCGAACGACGCACGCGCAUCGAUAACACAAACAGCUGUUGUUUUGUAAUAGAUAGUAAAUAAUGCAAUAGACCUACUUUCUGUCAAUUAAAUAAAUAAAUAAAAAAUAAACAGCAUGAAAAUGUUAUUAACACUGCGCACAGUGCAUAGUGCAAGGCUCUGUUCGCGACGCUUGUUGGCCAGCAGCGCUGCCGAGGAGGCCAGUAAAAUAGUGACACCAAACAACCAAUCACAAUUGGAAAUCAAUGGAGGCACGUACGCCACUGACAGCUGGACGAAUGUAACGCCCAAAAUAUUGACGCAUCUGGGAAUGAAUAAGCAUCUGCAACAAGAUCAUCCACUGUCGAUUAUACGCCAGCGUAUUGUUAACUAUUUCUAUGCCGCGUAUCGCAAUCAGCGUGGAAAUCCACUCUUCUCAGUAUACGACAAAUUGAAUCCCGUUGUGACAGUGCAACAGAAUUUCGACAACUUACUGAUACCCAGUGAUCAUGUGAGUCGACAGAAAUCGGAUUGUUAUUACAUCAAUGAGCAGCAUUUGUUGCGUGCCCACACCACAGCCCAUCAAGUGGAGCUAAUCUCGGGUGGAUUGGAUAAUUUUCUGGUGGUUGGAGAAGUGUAUCGACGCGAUGAGAUCGAUAGCACGCAUUAUCCAGUGUUCCAUCAGGCCGAUGCAGUGCGUCUGGUUACCAAAGAUAAGCUCUUUGAGCGUAAUCCCGGCCUGGAGCUGUUCGAGGAGACGUGGACUGGUUCGAUAGCCAAUCCAAAGCGGAUUUUGCCCUCCUCCAAGUUCAUGGAUCAAACCAAACAGCCGUGUCAUACAUUGGAAGCCGUCAAAUUGAUGGAGCAUGAGAUGAAGCAUGUGCUUGUGGGUCUUACCAAGGAUCUGUUUGGGCCACGCAUCAAAUACCGUUGGGUGGACACGUAUUUCCCAUUUACUCAGCCCUCGUGGGAGUUGGAGAUUUACUUUAAGGACAACUGGCUAGAAGUGCUCGGCUGCGGUAUUAUGCGUCACGAGAUUUUACAACACGCGGGUGUGCAUCAGUCCAUUGGCUAUGCCUUCGGGUUGGGUUUGGAGCGCUUAGCCAUGAUUUUGUUUGAUAUACCUGACAUUCGAUUGUUUUGGUCCAACGACAGUGGAUUCUUGUCGCAGUUCAGUGAGCAGGAUCUGCAGAAACUAACAAAGUACAAACCUAUUUCGCACUAUCCACAAUGCACAAAUGACUUGUCCUUUUGGCUGCCACCUGAUGUGGAGGUUAAUGAAGGUUUCUCUCCCAACGACUUUUAUGACUUGGUUCGUUCGGUUGCGGGGGAUGUCGUGGAACAGAUAAGUUUAGUGGACAAAUUUAAACAUCCGAAAACGGGCAAAUCCAGCGUUUGCUUCCGUAUCGUUUAUCGCCAUAUGGAACGCACAAUGACGCAAGCAGAGGUUAAUGAAAUACAUAAAAAUAUUGCUGAUGCCAGUGUGGAACAGUUUAAUGUGCAAAUACGUUAAGCUUAGUCAAAUCUUGUUCAAAUAAAAAAAGAAAAAUUGAUAAGAAAACAAAA